GCCCCGCUUCCUGCCCAGCGCGGCUCCCCGGACCCGGCCACGCUGAGUCGGCCCGGCCCGGAGCCCGCAGCCCGGCCCGGGCCAUGUGAGCGGGACCCGCCGCCGGGGCGCCGAGCCGGGCCCGGCACCGCCCGUCGCUCCAGAAAUGGAAACGAACAACCAUUUUAACUUCCCUGGCCUCCCCUCUGUCCCCACUGCCUCAGGACUGAAGCCCGCACCUUCCUCAGGGGACAGCCCCUACACUAACGGGUCUCCUAUCAACUUCCCCCCGCAAGGGAAAGGCCUGAAUGGCGACGUGAACGGGAAUGGCUUAUCUACUGUAUCUCACACUAGUACUUCAGGGACCUUCGCUUCUGCCGGGCACUCCCUCGACGCCUCCGCCCUGCCCCACCCAUACGACUAUCUCUGGAACUACCCGCCGUACCAGCCCGGCGGCCUCAAGGAGACCCCCGGCGUCUCCCAGUUCUCCGGCCUCGGACAGUACCCGCUCAACGGCAUCCUUGGGGGCGCCCGGCCGGCGUCCCCGGGGCACAACACUAACCCCCGGGGGGCCCAGGAGUUUUGGGCCAACGGCACCUCUGGCUCCAUGGGGCUGAGCUUCGAUUCGCAGGAGCUGUACGACUCCUUCCAGGAUCAGAGCUUCGAGCUUGUGCCAAACGGCGCCAGUGGUUUCUACGCGGCCUCCCAGCCCUCCCCCAUGCUGGGCACCGGCCCGGAGGGGUCCUUGGCGGCAAAGGAGAUGCCGCCUGCCGGCGAGGAGACCGGCGCCGCACUCAUGGGCAGCAAGGAACUGGAGGAAACGCAGCCGGACCUGCAAAUGUGCAGCUACAACAGGUCCGGGACAGGUGUGGAACCGCUCAGCCAGGAAGCUUCCGUCUUAUCCCCGGACACCGCUGGGAGCUGCCUGGGUGACACCUCUGCCAUCGCCGGUCCCCUGGCAGACCCUCCUCUCCUGAGCGAAGACCCCCUGGAGCCUUUCGAGUCGCUGGCUAGAGACCCAGGGACCGGAGAUCUCUACGAGAUGGACAACUCCCAGCUGGUGAACGACAAGUCUUCUCUGGAGGCUGCUCCGGACAUCUCGACCCUCGACUGCUCCGAGAGCCCCUCCCUGAACAACUCCAGCUCCUUCAGCCUGCUGCCGGACGACAGCCAGGCCCCCUCGUCGCUCUUCGUUAGCCCCGUCUCGCCCCCUGUCCUGGGGGAGGCCGUCUUGCAAGACAGCAGCUUGGACCUGCAGGACGGGGGCGACCCAGGGGAGGAGGAUUCGGAGUCUCUGGAGCGCAGCCCCCCGCUGGAGCCAGAGUCCCCAGCCGCCUGUCUGGAGCCGGAGGAGGAGGAGGAGGAAGAGGAAGAAGUGGCUGAGGACAGCUGCCUGGAGGCUCCAGCCGCCCCGCUCAGUGCGUCAGCAAGGGGCGAAGUCCCCCGCAGACGGAUUGCCACGGUGGAGGAGGUUCGCUUCCCCCUGCAGCACGGGUGGAGGAGGGAAGUGCGGAUCAAGAAGGGCAGCCACCGCUGGCAGGGGGAGACUUGGUACUACGGGCCCUGCGGCAAAAGGAUGAAGCAGUUCCCGGAGGUGAUCAAGUACCUGAGCCGGAAUGUGGUGCAGGACGUCCGGCGUGAACACUUCAGCUUCAGCCCCCGCAUGCCCGUUGGCGACUUCUACGAGGAGCGGGACACGCCCGAGGGCUUGCAGUGGGUGAAGCUGACCCAGGAGGAAAUCCCCUCGCGCAUCCAGGCCAUCACGGGCAAGCGCGGGCGCCCCCGCAAUGCGGAGAAGGAGAAGGCCAAGGCCAAGGAAGCGCCCAAGGUGAAGCGCGGCCGGGGCCGGCCCCCCAAGGCCAAGAUGGCCGACUUGCUGAGCAAGACCGAUGCCCGGCUCCUGAAGAAACUGGAAGCCCAAGAGGUGCUCAGCGACGAAGAGAAGCUGAAGAUGAGCAAGAUCAAGAAGAAGAUGAGGCGAAAGGCAAGGAACAAACAGAAACAGGAGGCCAAAGUGCCCAAGCCCAAGGAGGCCAAGAAGAAAGCCAAGGCGAAGAAGGAGAAGGCGCGGCCGGAGAAGCCCAAGGAGAAGGGGCGGCCCAAGGAGAAGGGGCGGCCCAAGGAGAAGGCCAAGGCUGUGCGGAAGGUGGACAAGAACCUGCUGGCCCAGCGGCGGCUGGAGGAGCGGCGCCGGCAGCAGAUGAUCCUAGAGGAGAUGAAGAAGCCCACGGAGGACAUGUGUCUGGGCGACCAUCAGCCCCUGCCAGCCUUCUCCCGCAUCCCCGGCCUGGUCCUGCCCAGCGGGGCCUUCUCCGACUGCCUCACCAUUGUGGAGUUCCUGCACUCCUACGGCCGGGUGCUGGGCUUCGAGGUGCCCCGGGACGUGCCCAGCCUCUGCACCCUGCAGGAGGGGCUGUUCGGCGUGGACGACAGCCUGGGCGAGGUGCAGGAUCUGCUGGUGCGGCUGCUCCAGGCCGCGCUCUACGACCCCGGCCUCCCUUCCUACUGCCAGUCCCUGAAGAUCCUCGGGGAGAAGGUGUCCGAGAUCAGCCUGAACCGGGACACCGUCUCCGAGAUCCUGCGCUGCUUCCUCAUGGCCUAUGGGGCCGACGCCGACCUAUGCCACGGCCUGCGGACCAAGCCCUUCCAGGCGCUGCCCCCGGACCGCAAGGCAGCCAUCCUGGCCUUCCUGGUCAACGAGCUCAAUGGCAGUGCCCUCAUCAUCAAUGAAAUCGACAAGACUCUGGAGAACAUGUCCAACUACAGGAGGAAUAAAUGGAUCAUCGAGGGCAAGCUGCGCAGGUUGAAAAUCGCCCUGGCCAAGAAGACGGGCCGCCCGGAACCCGAGAUCACGGGCCUGGACGAGGGGCCUAGGCGGCGCAGCUCCCGGCUCCCGGAGGAGACCAGGGGCCUGGAGACAGAGGAGGAAGAGAGCCGGGGCCGGAAAUCCCGCAAGGAUGAGGAGGCCAGCAUUCCCGCAGCCAGCGUCCCCGAGCUGGAGAGACAGAUCGAGAAGCUAGCCAAGAGGCAGAUGUUUUUUCGGAAGAAGCUGCUUCACGCUUCGCAGACGCUGCGGGCCGCAGCACUGGGCCAGGACCGCUACCGCAGGCGGUACUGGGUCCUGCCCCACCUGGGCGGGAUCUUCGUGGAGGGCUCCGAGGCAGCUACGGAGGAGGGGCCCAAGGACACGGAGCAGGAGGAGGAAAAAGAGGCAGCCCCGGAGAUCUCCCCAGUGAAGAAGGAACCGGUCACGGUGCCCAUCCCUGGCCGGCCAAACUGCCCAGCCUCCCGGGCGCGGGGCCGGCCGCGGAAAAGCAAAGAGGAGCCGGCCCGGCCGGGCGGGCCCAAGCCCCCGCCCCUCAAUGGGCUCCUGGAGGACUCAAUGCCCCCCUGCCAGAGCCAGCACGACCUGAGCCAGUCGGCCUUCCUGUCCUGGCUGAGCCAGACGCAGUCGUCCCUACUCAACGGCUCAGUGCUCACCCCGGACAGCAGCCCCGGGAAGGGGGACCCCAGCCCCCCUGCCCCCGAGGUGCCCGCCCUGGAGGAGAGCUUCCCAGAGACAGCGGAGAAACGGGGGCCCUGGUUCAACCUGCUGCCCAGGACUCCCUGCCAUGCCGCUGCCCCCCUUGCUACCUCGGAGGAGGAGCCCCACUUGCGAGCAGCCCCCCAGCCUCACAGCCUUCACCCCGGGGACCAGCCCAAGGCCACGGGCAGGCAGCCAAAUGGCCCUGUGUCUCCCCCCUUCGCUUCCACGCCCGUCCACGCCAGCCCCAGGGUGCCCAGCACGUGCCCGAGGGGCCGGGGCGGACCUGAGAAUGCCCAGGAGCCGCCGGGGCAGCCCAAGCGCCGGGGCCGGCCCCCAACCAAGUUCUUCAAGCAGAUUGAGCAGAAGUAUCUCACCCAGAUGAUGGCACAGCCCGUGCCCCCAGAGAUGCAGAGCGGCUGGUGGUGGCUCAAGGACCCGGAGGAGCUGGAGGCCAUGGCCCGAGCGCUGCACCCGCGGGGGAUCCGCGAGAAGGCCCUGCACAAGCAUCUCACCAAGCACAAGGAGUAUCUGCACGAGGUCUGCGCCCGCACCUCUGCUGAUCCCAUCUUCCAGCCCCAGGCCGCCGGCCCCCCCGUGUCUCAGGAAGCCUUGGCCCGGUGGUCCGUGACGGAGCGGGCCUACGAGAUGGACCUCGCCCUCCUGCAGUGGGUGGAAGAGCUGGAGCAGCGGGUCCUGAUGGCGGAUCUGCAGAUCCGGGGCUGGACGUGUCCGAGCCCCGACUCGGCCCGGGACGACCUGCAGUACUGCGAGCACAAGGUGGGGGCCCUGGAGGACAUCACCCUCAAGAACCGGCGGGAGGGGUUGCCCCCGCGCCGGGAGGCCACCAACCCCCUGGACCUGGCCGUCCUGCGGCUGGCUUCGCUGGAGCAGAACAUGGAGCGACGGUACCUGAAGGAGCCGCUGUGGCCCCCGCAUGAGGUGGUGGUGGAGAAGGCCGUGCUGAGCAGCCCCGAGGCGCUGGACCUGGGCAGCACGGAGAUCGCUUACGAGAUCACUCCCCGGAUGCGGACGUGGCGCCAGACCCUGGAGCGGUGCCGGAGCGCGGCCCAGGUCUCCCUGUGCAUCUACCAGCUGGAGAAAUCCAUCGCCUGGGAGAAGUCGGUCAACAAAGUGACGUGCCUGGUGUGCCGAAAGGGGGACGAUGACGAACACCUGCUGCUGUGUGAUGGCUGCGACCGCGGCUGCCACCUUUACUGCCACCGGCCCAGGAUGACGGAGGUGCCGGAUGGGGACUGGUUCUGCUCCGUCUGCGUCUCCCAGGCAGGAGGCGAGUAUUACAACGACCCCAGUUCGCCCAGGCGGGGCAAGAAGCGGAAAGGCGGGCGUCUUUUCGGGGGGGGCUUCCCGGAGGAGGAGGAGAGCCCCGGGCGCCGGGUCCUGCCGCGGAGGCGUGACACCCUGUCGGUGCCCCGCUACUCAGGGGAGGGCCUGUCCCCCUCCAAGCGGAGGAGACUGUCCCCACGGGGCCAGAGCAGCGACUUGACCUUCUGCGAGAUCAUCCUGAUGGAGAUGGAGUCUCAGGAGGAUGCCUGGCCCUUCCUGGAGCCCGUCAACCCCCGGCUGGUGCCUGGCUACAGGAAAAUCAUCAAGAACCCCAUGGACUUCGCCACCAUGCGGACGCGGCUGCUGCGGGGCGAAUACGUGAGCUGCGAGGAGUUCGCUGCCGACGCCACACGGGUGUUCGACAACUGCCAGACCUUCAACGAGGACGACUCGGAGGUGGGCAAGGCCGGGCGCGCCAUGCGGAGCUUCUUCGAGAGCCGGUGGGAGGAAUUUUAUCAGGGAAAACACGCUCCUAACCCGUGAAGCGGGAGCCCGGGGCUUGUGUGGGGGGACGGAGCCCCCCUCCCUCCACGCUCCUGACCUGAGACCUGUCUCGGGUGGGGUGGGGAGAGACACCCCGUCCCCCCUGCAAAAGAACUGACUCCCCAGGAGCCGAUCUCGCUGCCUGCUGAAUUCCCGACGGAGGCUGGUCCCGACGUGGCGUGGAAAAGGCCCCCCCACCCCCACCACCACCAGGGGGCUUGGGGUAACGGGGCAUCUCCACGGUCCAGCUGCUCCCUUCCCCCCCACCCCACCCCCCAGCCACCUGGACUCACGGACUGUGUAAGCCAAAAAAGAAAGAAACCGGGCGAUCGCUCGUCGGGUUCCUUUUCUACUUCGCCACCGCCCGACCCGGCAAACGAGGAAAGACCCCCCCCCUUGGCUGGGAGUAUUUAACAUAGCAAUAGUUCGUAGUGAACGUGUAUGAGGACAGUACCGCUGUGCGCUGUCCCUGAGGCAUUAAUGGCCAGUAAAGUGAACUCAACUCCUCGAGAUUCGCGUCGAGCUUCACGCCCGGACCCGCUCGCAACGACACUGAGACGUGCUGCUUCCACACACCCCUCCCCCCUGCCUCGCUGCUUCCCUUCCGGGACCUUCCCAUGCCUUCCUUCCCUUGCCCUUACCUUCCGGGACCUUCCCAUGCCUUCCUUCCCUCGCCCUUACCUUCCGGGACCUUCCCAUGCCUUCCUUCCCUCGCCCUUACCUUCCGGGACCUUCCCAUGCCUUCCUUCCGGGACCUUUAUACUACCUCCUUCUCUAACCCUAACCCUCUUCCAACCCCCCCCCCCCAAAAGGCCCCUCCCUCUCCCGCAUCAGGCCCUACCCUGGCAGACCCUUUAGCAGCGGGUGUCCCUCUGUUGUGUCCCCCACCCACCCCCCUCUGGGUCAGAACCUUCUCUCCUGUUGGACUGUCCCUUCCCCCCACCCCUAUUAUCUGUGUGUGGGGGUCGAUGUCUGUCUGACACACCCACAGGGCCCUGGGCUGGGCUGAGCACGGCCUGGAGCUGGAGCUGGAGCUGGGGGGGCGGUGGUUCUGCGGGGGGGGUUCCUUCCCUGCCUCUGCUCCUCAGCAAGAAACCCCCCAGCCCCAGUGCCCUGGGCUUGUUCAUGGGAUCCCAGCCUUACCUCGGACCCUGACUGUUUGUGCCCCUCCCCUGGCUGUAGGGCUUGUGGUGUUUCCUCUUCCUUCAGCCCCCCCUCGCUCCCCAAGCUGGUGCGUUUGCACUCCAUGGGGGGGGCCCAGCCCCCCUACCCCCACUGGGUGCUCUUCGCAGGCAGCACGCAUCCCCCCCUCGCCGCAGCAAAGAACCGGCAGGGGGAGCAGGGCAGGACCCCUCCCUUUGGGCUGGCGGCUGCCCCACAACGGGAUGCGGGGGCCAAAGGGGUGGUCGACACCCCCCCCCCCAAGCCCCUGAAUGGCUCAGCUGGCACCAAGGACUCCGCUGCCCAGUGUACAAGCCCCGCCCCCAGCUCGUGGGAGGCCCCGCCUCUACUCAAGGCUACAUUUCCCCCCCGCCCUCCCCAGCACCGCUCGCUGGGCCUGGGGGACCUUGGGGGGCCUUUGGUGAAGGUGCACUGGGGGCGCUGGCCAACCUCGCAACCUGCUCAGGGCAGGGGAAAGGCCCCUGGCUCCCGACACUGCGGGGAGCCCGGGCCCCUGGGUCCAAAUGGGGAGUCUCUCCCUCUGCCCCGUGACCCCGUCCUUGGCUCGGGUGCGGGAGAGCUGGAGGUGAAGGCUUGCUUCUCCCCCCGCCCCCCCCAAAUCCUCCCCAGCUGCCUAGGGGGGCUAGGCACCCAGCUUAAAAUGAAGGGGGGUGGGCACUCGGUUGCUGCAUGGAUUAGCUGCAGCCUGCGCCCCCCACCUCCCCAGUAUUGAGGGUAAUGUCUGCUGGUGAAUGCUGGGGGGGGCAGGGGCCGGCCAGGCCUUAUCUAGGCAGGGGAGGCUGAGCUGGGUUCUGUCUAACCCCCCCCCCCCCCCGGCCUGUUCUGUUUGGAAAUAACUCCCCCCGCCGAUGGCCCCCAUUAACCCUUUGCUCAUUCACUCUGCGGCCCUUGCUGGUCUCCCCCAGGCCUUUCUGGAAAGUGGGGGGGUGGGGGGGGUCCCUUGCCCUUCCCAAGUCUUAAGCCAAGUCUGGGGAUGGAGAGUCACGGAGCUGGAGUGAUGGUGUGGUAAUCAACCCCCUGGCUGCCCCCCAGCUCCUCAAACCACGAUAUUACGGGUACUCGCUUUGGGGCAGCUGGCGGACGGGCCCCAGUGGAGCCCCCUUCAGAGUCCAGUCCGGCUGUGGGACAGCUGGGGCACCGCCCCCCCCCCCCCAGCCUGUCCUCCACUCACCACAAGCACUGAAAUCAACCAACCUACCUUGGGGGGGGUGGGAAGCCCUGCGAUGGAAGCAGCCUCUGUCAUGCAUUCCCCCACCCCCUGCCCCUCGUCUUUAAAAAGUAGCCUUGUUUCUAUCAAAUAACCUCAAACCCUUUUUAUGUUGUUUUUUUGCUUUGAAAGAAGAGGUGGAUUUGAAGUCUGUUUGAACUGACUUUAUAUUAUGCAUAAAUAUUUAUAUUUUAUCUAAAUAACGGCGCGGUAACCAACUUUUUUUUGUUUUUUUGGGGGGGGGGUUGUUUUUUUUUUUACUAUUUGGGAGCUGUCAGGUUUCUGUUUUGGUUUUUGUCAUGGGCGAGUUUUAGAGUCUCUGUAAGGGUGUGGUGGUGUUGGUUUUUAAAAAAAUUUUUUUUCCCUGAUAAGACGCCCUGAAUUGUAAACCCUCACCCUCCCUCUUAGCCCCUGCCCCCCCCCCCCCCCAAAUUAAUCCAGACGUGUCUGAAAUCCCGCCAGUCCAUGCUUCCUUACGGGGGAUGCACCAGUGGGUAGAAAUCCGUUCUGGACUAAGUAAGAGAAAGGGUAAGAUGUGGAAUAUAUUUUAUUUUUUAACCCUUAAUGAGUUGGCUUUGGAAAUUACAUUUUUUUUUGAGGGGGGGAGUCUAGAACUGGCCCUCCCUCUCCCCUCCCCCCCCAUCUCUGUCUGAUCAAACAGGAAGAACCAGCCGCCCUAAAAGAAAGAUAUUCUCACGUUCCCGGUACAAGGAUCCGGACUGGCUCUCUUUUAUAUAGCCCAGCGUGGUGGUUCAGUGGCUUUUUGAUAAUGUACAGGUUUUGUGAAUUUAAAUUUCUUUCUUUCUAUAUUUUUAGGACCAAUCUCAUUUUUAAUAAGGUUUAAAGGAAAAAAAAAUAUUCUAGAUUAACUCCUGUUUGUUGCCAUGUGAUGUUCCCACAAGUGCAGCCGUAGAGAGUGCUUGUCAAGUUGCGAGAAUAAAAACAAACCCACGUUUGAUAGAGA
Molecule: messenger RNA, 8685 nt
Organism: Caretta caretta (loggerhead turtle)
Lineage: Eukaryota; Metazoa; Chordata; Testudines; Cheloniidae
Gene: BAZ2A
Product: bromodomain adjacent to zinc finger domain 2A
Cellular component (GO): rDNA heterochromatin
Molecular function (GO): DNA binding; protein binding
Source: RefSeq, a predicted model, not a curated record